CACCACUUAUGGGACUUGACUUUGCGUGUCCAAUGUUGUUGCAUUUACGGAGUUGACUUGUACCAUCUUCCUCAGCAACUACUACAGGUGUCUCUCUGAUCUCUUGUGCGAAAAAUGGCCCCCACAGCCUCGAAGCGUUCGAGACCUGCAUUCUCACCUCCACGACCCGGGAAGUCCAAAUCCACGAAGACCGCCAAAGACAAAAGUACGAAUGGAGCCAAAAGGAAAGAAAAGACUGGGAAAGGCAGCAGAGUUGAGAAGAAGACCCCGGCAAAGCGAUCACGGACGAAGAAGACUCAAGGAAGCGCAGCCGCGGGCGGCACGAUACGAGGAUUGCUCGACGAGGAGGCCGACGACAGCGAUGAAGAAGAGGAAGAAGAGGAAGAACCUGUUGCCCGAUCCAACAAAAGGCAACAACAAGUAUUAGACGAUGGUGAUGAGCCAUCAGAUGAAGACGACGAAGGAGACGGUGGUGAUGUUAGAGAAGAAUUGGAUGAGGAUGAGGCAGAGGAGGAAGAUGCAGCAGAGCCAUCACAACUCGAAUCCUCUCCUGAACCAGAUUUCAUCCUCGCCGAAGUCACGCACAACGACCAAUCUGCGUCAGAUACGUCCGAUCCGACCAUCACAUUACCCUUGAUACACCGGAUCAUGCAGUCUCAUUUCAGUAGGCCGGAGAAGACGAGUCUCUCGGCGGACGCCCGGGUGCUGGUCGGCAAGUACAUCGACAUCUUCGUCAAGGAGGGCAUUAGGCGGUGUGUGGACGAGAAGAAAGAGCGAGAACAAAAUGCCGGUGCGGGUGUAGAUAGUGGAUGGUUGGAGCUGGAGGAUCUAGAGAGGGUGGCUACGCAGCUUUGUAUGGACUUUUGAUUUUGACGCAUACCUGGUACUUGACGUCGACGUGACGAUAUGAGGGCCGACGCACUGUGCAUGAUGCGCGUUACGGUCGGUCAGGGUACCUGCGUGCCUGCAGCUGGACGGACGGGCUCAUGGCUGGGUCUUGA
Exophiala viscosa is the source of this 1001-nucleotide messenger RNA. RefSeq names its product CENP-S associating centromere protein X-domain-containing protein. NCBI's taxonomy places the organism in Eukaryota, Fungi, Ascomycota, Eurotiomycetes, Chaetothyriales, Herpotrichiellaceae. Gene Ontology annotation, cellular component: FANCM-MHF complex. Bases 115 to 867 code for a protein of 250 amino acids. Gene Ontology annotation, biological process: resolution of meiotic recombination intermediates; replication fork processing; DNA repair. The record is from RefSeq and is a predicted model, not a curated record. Gene Ontology annotation, molecular function: protein heterodimerization activity. The transcript has a single exon.